CGAAAAUAAAUACAAUGCAAAAACAACAGAGGUCUGUUCGUCCGUCAAGACUCUGAAAGCUGAAAACAGAGUGAGGGAGAGAGAGAGAGACGCAAACAGAUAAAACGACGAUGGCGGAAGUGAAGAACAAACAAGUGAUAUUCAAGAAUUAUGUGGAAGGCGUUCCCAAAGAGUCAGACAUGUACAUUAGCGAUACUGCUACUAUCAAGUUGAAAGUCCCUCACGAAGAAGAAGCUCCCCUUUCCGUCCUGGUCAAGAACCUCUACUUGUCCUGUGAUCCUGUGAUGCGCAUCCGUAUGAGGAAACCUGGAGACGAAACUUCUUCUUAUUUUACACCCUUUGCCCCUGGCUCUCCCUUGAGUGGCUAUGGAGUGGCUAAAGUUUUGGAUUCCCGGCAUCCUGACUUUAAGGAAGGUGAAUUAGUCUGGGGAACAACCAAAUGGGAAGAUUUUAGCCUAAUCACCACGCCAGAAAGCUUCCAUAAGAUCCAACACGCUGAUGUACCCCUUUCCUACUAUACCGGCAUUCUUGGUAUGCCCGGCAUGACUGCCUAUGCAGGCUUCAACGAAGUUUGUUCUCCUAAGAAGGGAGAAUAUGUCUUCAUUUCAGCAGCAUCCGGUGCAGUUGGUCAGCUAGUUGGACAAUUUGCAAAAUUGUUGGGUUGUUAUGUUGUUGGAAGUGCUGGAAGUAAAGAAAAGGUUGAACUUUUGAAGAAUAAGCUUAAAUUUGAUGAAGCUUUCAACUAUAAGGAAGAGCAUGACCUGAAUGCAGCUUUGAAAAGGUACUUUCCAGAAGGCAUUGACAUAUACUUUGAGAAUGUUGGGGGAAAUUUGCUUGAUGCGGUCCUCCUUAACAUGAGAGUCCAUGGCCGCAUUGCAGUGUGUGGAAUGAUAUCACAGUAUAAUCUUGAUCGACCGGAAGGUGUGACGAAUUUGAUGUGUCUGAUAUAUAAGCGGAUCCAUAUGCAAGGAUUUACAGUCCGGGAUUACUAUCACCUGUAUCCCAAGUACUUGGAGUAUAUUCUGCCUUGCAUAAGAGAGGGAAGAGUGGUAUAUUUAGAAGACAUUGCUGAAGGGCUUGAGAAUGGACCUGCAGCAUUGGUUGGACUUUUUAGUGGUCGCAACGUUGGAAAACAAGUGGUUUCAGUGUCCCAUUAGUUAGUUGGAUGGCCUUUGUUUUGUUGUAUAUCUUAUUGUGCCGGUGCGUGCAUCUCAGUGUGCCUCUUGACUCUUGAGUGUUGUCUAAGUGUGUCUGUUACUGUGUUUAUGGAUGUGAAUUCGUGCUUAUUCUAGCUAAGUAAUCUGUAAUCUGUAUUCUGUAUUCUGUAUUCUGUAUUCUGUAUAGUAGAGCAAACGAACGUACUGUCAGUGUGUGAUGAUGCCUGCUUUGGUUAAAUUGCAUUGUCAAUCAUGCCGUUGGAUUGGAUGCUUCUCUCUCCUGUUUAUUUCUUCAA
This is a messenger RNA of Prunus persica (peach), 1453 nucleotides long. Its product is annotated as 2-alkenal reductase (NADP(+)-dependent). The record is from RefSeq and is a predicted model, not a curated record. Gene Ontology annotation, molecular function: 2-alkenal reductase [NAD(P)H] activity. The transcript is spliced from 5 exons. Lineage: Eukaryota; Viridiplantae; Streptophyta; Magnoliopsida; Rosales; Rosaceae. Bases 111 to 1157 code for a protein of 348 amino acids.